Molecule: messenger RNA, 2301 nt
Organism: Penicillium chermesinum
Lineage: Eukaryota; Fungi; Ascomycota; Eurotiomycetes; Eurotiales; Aspergillaceae
Gene: acoA
Product: aconitate hydratase ACO1
Exons: 3
Coding region: 1-2301 (766 amino acids)
Biological process (GO): tricarboxylic acid cycle
Cellular component (GO): cytosol; mitochondrion
Molecular function (GO): 4 iron, 4 sulfur cluster binding; aconitate hydratase activity
Source: RefSeq, a predicted model, not a curated record
AUGCUCUCCACCCGCCUUGCGCGCGCCGUGACCCCCCUCGACAAGAAGGUCGAGAUGACCAUUCACGAGAAGGGUAACUACAUCAACUACAAGAAGAUGAACGAGAACCUGAACAUCGUUCGCGGUCGUCUGCAGCGCCCUCUCACCUAUGCCGAGAAGGUUCUGUACUCUCACUUGGAUGACCCCCACGGUCAGGACAUCGAGCGCGGUACUUCUUACCUCCGACUCCGUCCCGACCGUGUCGCCUGUCAGGAUGCCACCGCUCAGAUGGCUAUCCUGCAGUUCAUGUCUGCUGGCAUGCCUUCCGUCCAGACCCCAACCACCGUCCACUGUGACCACUUGAUUGAGGCCCAGAUUGGUGGUGAGAAGGAUUUGGCCCGCGCUAACGAGAUCAACAAGGAGGUCUACGACUUCCUGGCCUCCGCUACCGCCAAGUACAACAUCGGUUUCUGGAAGCCCGGUUCCGGUAUCAUUCACCAGAUCGUCCUGGAGAACUACGCUUUCCCCGGUGGUCUGAUGAUCGGUACUGACUCGCACACUCCCAACGCUGGUGGUCUCGGUAUGGCUGCCAUUGGUGUCGGUGGUGCUGACGCUGUCGACGUUAUGGCUGGUCUACCUUGGGAGCUGAAGGCCCCUAAGGUCAUUGGUGUUCGCCUGACUGGCGAGAUGUCCGGCUGGACCACUCCCAAGGAUAUCAUCCUGAAGGUUGCUGGUCUUCUGACUGUCAAGGGUGGUACUGGUGCCAUCAUUGAGUACCACGGACCCGGUGUUAACUCUCUGUCUUGCACUGGUAUGGGUACCAUCUGUAACAUGGGUGCUGAGAUUGGUGCCACCACCUCCAUGUUCCCUUUCAACGAGCGCAUGUAUGACUACCUGAAGGCCACCAAGCGUGAGAACAUUGGCAACUUCGCCCGCGAGUACUCCGCUCAGCUUCGCGAGGAUGAGGGUGCCGAGUACGACCAACUCAUCGAGAUCAACCUGUCUGAGCUCGAGCCUCACAUCAACGGUCCCUUCACCCCCGAUCUUGCCACCCCCAUCUCUCAGUUCAAGGAGGCUGUCAAGACCAACAAGUGGCCUGAGGAGCUCAAGGUCGGUCUGAUUGGCUCUUGCACCAACUCCUCCUACGAGGAUAUGUCUCGUGCUGCCUCCAUUGCACGUGACGCUCUCGACCACGGUCUCAAGGCCAAGUCUCUCUUCACCGUCACUCCCGGAUCUGAGCAGAUUCGCGCCACUAUUGAACGUGACGGUCAGCUCGAGACCCUCGAGGAGUAUGGCGGUGUUAUCCUGGCCAACGCUUGCGGCCCUUGCAUUGGUCAGUGGGAUCGUAAGGACGUCCCUAAGGGUACCCCCAACUCUAUCAUCUCCUCCUACAACCGUAACUUCACUGGUCGUAACGACGGCAACCCUGCCACCCACUCUUUCGUCGCCUCCCCUGACCUCGUCGUCGCCAUGACCGUUGCCGGUACCCUGAACUUCAACCCUCUCACUGACACCCUCAAGGACAAGGAUGGCAAGGAGUUCAAGCUCAAGCCUCCCAGCGGUGAGGGUCUCCCCAACCGCGGCUACGACCCCGGUAUGGACACCUACCAGGCCCCCCCUGCCGACCGUUCCUCUGUCAGCGUCGCUGUUUCUCCUUCCAGUGAGCGUCUGCAGGUCCUCUCUGGUUUCCCUGCCUGGGACGGCAAGGAUGCUACCGAUAUCCCCAUCUUGAUCAAGUGCAAGGGCAAGACCACCACUGACCACAUCUCCAUGGCCGGUCCUUGGUUGAAGUACCGUGGCCACUUGGACAACAUCUCCAACAACAUGCUGAUUGGUGCCAUCAACGAGGAGAACGGCGAGGCCAACAAGGUCAAGAACGCCUUCACUGGCAAGUAUGAUGCUGUCCCCGCCACUGCCCGUGACUACAAGGCCCGUGGCGUCAAGUGGGUUGUCAUUGGUGACUGGAACUACGGUGAGGGUUCUUCCCGUGAGCACGCUGCUCUGGAGCCCCGUCACCUUGGCGGUCUUGCUGUCAUCACCCGUUCGUUCGCCCGAAUCCACGAGACCAACCUGAAGAAGCAGGGUAUGCUUCCCCUGACCUUCAGCGAUCCCGCCGACUACGAUAAGAUCAAGCCCGAUGACAAGGUUGACUUGCUCUGCACCGAGCUUGCCGUCGGCAAGCCCAUGACCCUCCGUGUCCACCCCGCCUCCGGCGCUGCCGCCUUCGACAUCCCUCUCAGCCACACCUUCAACGAGUCCCAGAUCGAGUGGUUCCACGACGGCUCCGCCCUGAACACCAUGGCUCGCAAGUCUGGCAAAUAG